Zasmidium cellare ATCC 36951 is the source of this 1977-nucleotide messenger RNA. RefSeq lists its product as uncharacterized. Gene Ontology annotation, molecular function: A2-type glycerophospholipase activity. The record is from RefSeq and is a predicted model, not a curated record. Bases 1 to 1977 code for a protein of 658 amino acids. Lineage: Eukaryota; Fungi; Ascomycota; Dothideomycetes; Mycosphaerellales; Mycosphaerellaceae. The transcript has 2 exons. Gene Ontology annotation, cellular component: intracellular membrane-bounded organelle; cytosol. Gene Ontology annotation, biological process: glycerophospholipid catabolic process.
AUGAAGUUCUUGGCAUCUUUGGCAGCGUCCACAGCGCUGCUCUCCGCAGCCUCAGCGACUCCUUACCCGCACAGGGAGGAAGUUGCUGCAUUAGUACGACGAGCAUUCGCCGCAAACGCACCUCAUGGCUACACACCACAGACCGUGAGCUGUCCCUCAGCAACUCCCACAAUCCGAAGCGCAGCGAGAUUAUCAGACAAUGAAACGGCCUGGUUGGAAGUGCGCCGAAAUGCCACGGUUCAGCCUAUGCGCGACUUGCUGGGUCGCAUGAAUAUCACGGGCUUGGAUACCAAUCAGUAUAUCGAUAACCACCAGAACAAUGCAAGCGCGUUGCCCAAUAUCGGCAUUGCUGCGUCGGGUGGUGGUUACAGAGCUAUGCUCAACGGAGCUGGCGUGAUUCAGGCCUUUGACAGCAGGACACCCAACUCGACAGCUGCGGGACAACUAGGAGGCUUGCUGCAGGCGGCCACCUACCUUUCCGGGCUCUCUGGAGGCAGUUGGCUGGUCGGUUCCCUGGUAUCGAACAACUUCACCUCGAUCAGCGACAUUCUGUCUCAGGAUACUUCCGCCGAUGACAGUGGAAGCUUAUGGCAGUUGGGCAACAGCAUUUUCGAGGGACCCGACACUGGUGGUAUUCAGCUGGUUGAUAGUGUUGGUUACUACGGGGAUCUUGUCGAUCAAGUGCAUGGAAAGGAGGAUGCGGGCUUCAACACCACCAUCACGGAUUACUGGGGCCGAGCAUUGUCCUACCAAUUGAUCAAUGCAACCGACGGUGGACCUGCGUAUACGUUCUCGUCGAUCGCCCAACAGGAUUGGUUCACCAGCGGAAGCUCUCCUCUCCCUCUGAUCGUGUCUGAUGGCCGUAGCCCCGGUCAAACAAUCAUUUCCGACAACUCAACCAUCUACGUCUUCUCCCCAUGGGAGCUCGGUUCGGACGACCCUACGGUCUACGGAUUCGCACCACUCCAAUACGUUGGCACCAACUUCUCAUCUGGCUCACCAAGCACAGACCAGUGCAUCGUUGGAUUUGACAGCGCAAGCUAUGUCAUGGGAACGAGCUCCUCGCUCUUCAACGCCAUCCUGACUACCCUCCAAGGCGUCAACACGACCAGUGCCUUGGCCUCAGCGUUUCAGGAUGCUCUUGAAUCUAUCCUCUCCGACAUUGGUCAGGACAACGAGGAUAUCGCGGACUGGGUGAACCCCUUCCGAGGCUACAACAAUGCCACUAACGUCAAUGCUCCAUACAACAACCUGACCCUCGUUGACGGAGGUGAAGACGGACAAAACAUCCCCCUCUACCCUCUCAUCCAGCCAAACCGCAACGUAGACGUCAUCUUCGCCAUCGACUCCUCCGCCGACACGACUGAGACCAGCCCAGCCAACGGCUCAGCACUGAACUGGCCCGACGGCGUCUCCAUCGUCCGCACCUACGAGCGUUCCCUCUCCGACAUGGCCAACGGCACCUCCUUCCCAGCAGUCCCAGACAUCAACUCCUUCUUCAACCUAGGCCUCAAUAACCGCCCCACCUUCUUCGGCUGCAACGCCUCCAACACCACCUCGCCAACCCCGCUGGUUGUCUACCUUCCCAACGCGCCCUACGUCUACUACGGCAACACGAGCACCUACCAAAUGUCCUACAACGACACGGAGCGCAACGCCAUCAUCCUCAACGCCUACAACGGCGCCACACAGGGCAACGCCUCGCUCGAUGCCAACUGGCCCGCCUGUGUCGGCUGCGCCAUCCUCUCCCGCUCGCUGGACCGAACGGGCACAGACGUUCCUGACAUCUGCAACCAGUGCUUCUCCAGGUACUGCUGGGAUGGCACGACCAACAGCACCGCGCCGGGGCCCUAUGUACCCGAGUUCAAGAUCUCGGACGCCAUGGUCAAGGUGACGAGUGGGGCUUCGGCGAGGUUUUCGGGCUCGGUGGUGAUGGCUGUCGCUACGGCGGUGGUUGUUGGGUUCGCGAUGCUUUAG